UCUUUGAGCUCAGUGAAGGACUUGGUUUAUGGCUUUAUGAUCCUUUUACAAGCAGAGUCUCGCAGACAUCUGGGGGCCAGGCUAAUUGGGGUUUAUAACCAUGACGCCCUCCCAAUGAGUUUGCUGCCUUUGAUCUCUGCAUCAAAGAGACCACAUGUCACUCAACAGAGAGGGAGGGGGAUGGGGUAGAAAAUGAUACAAGAUGGAGGCCUUUGCCAAAAUGGAGGUUCGCAUCCAUCUUUGUGUGCACGAUUGCUACAAGGAGCAGUACCAAAGGCUAGAUCC
Molecule: messenger RNA, 285 nt
Organism: Staurois parvus
Lineage: Eukaryota; Metazoa; Chordata; Amphibia; Anura; Ranidae
Source: the annotation of a GenBank genome assembly